Molecule: messenger RNA, 1606 nt
Organism: Owenia fusiformis
Lineage: Eukaryota; Metazoa; Annelida; Polychaeta; Sabellida; Oweniidae
Source: the annotation of a GenBank genome assembly
GACAGAGUCAAAAAGGUAAAAAAUUCCGCUGAAUAAUUUUACGUUUCUUUCUGGGUUUCAUUCCAACAUGUUUUUAUUUUGAGAACUGAGAAUUAUACUACAAAGACUCUAUUCUAAAUAAUUUUAUAUCUAAAGCAUUUACAGACCAUUCAUAAACAGGAUAUGGAAGAAAAUUUAAUAACUGAAGUGGGUGAUAAUGGAGUACUGCAUUUACCAGCACUUCCCUGUGGAACAAAGCCACUGAGCCACCAAGUGGCUGGACAUAGAUAUGGAGUUGGGAAAACGAAAUUAGGGUUUCUACAGAAUGAAGAUGGGACCAUACUGAAGCCUGUGCAAUCGCCACCAAGGGGUCAAAGAGAGUUAGACUUUUAUAAACGUGUGUUUAAUCCUGAAAAUAUCAAUCCAAUUCUUAUUAAACUACGAAACUUAAUGCCAAAAUAUCUGGGUACAUGGACUUCGCCUGAAACUCCAGGAGUGGUUUACAUGCGACUAGUGGAUGUUGCUCAUAAGUUUCGCAAACCAUGUAUCGCUGAUCUUAAAGUUGGACCAGUCUCAUAUGACCCAGAAGCGACACCUGAAAAAAUUGAAAGGGAAAAGCUAAAAUUCCCUCCAGCUUUAGAAUGUGGAUAUCAGAUGAUAGGUUCCAGAACCUAUGAACCAGAGACAGGAGAAUUCCACUCUGCGAAUAAAGUUUACUUUAGGACUCUUAACAAAGACACUAUAGCAUCAGAAGGUCUUGCAAGGUACUUUACACAAGGUGGAAAACUUCGUAAGGAUGUUAUAAGACAUGUUUUAUGCAAACUACAGGAAAUUGAACAUUGGUUCAACAUACAGACAGAACUCAUGUUUUUUGCAAUGUCCAUCUUGAUCGUCUUUGAGGGUGAUAUACAGCUGGAAGAGAAAUCUGAAAAUAACCAAAGUUACAAUUCAGCUGACAGCAACCAUGUUGGUUGUGUUAAUGGAUAUAGUAGCAUUGAUGAUGAAGUGGAGGUUAAACUCAUUGAUUUUGCCCAUGUAUUCAAAACAGACAAAAAAGAUAUGAAUUUUCUGGCUGGUCUGUAUGGUAUUCAAAUGCACCUAAAAAUGCUGCUUAAGAUGUAGUUUUUUAUUAUCUCAUCGAACAAAAGUUCGAGGGGAUAUAGAGAAUAGCUCAGUAUCGUUUAUAUUUCAUAUGUGUAGAUGUAUUGCUUAAAAGCUGAUUUCAGAACUGAAAAUGGCUGCCAUUUUAGUGUCAAUUUUACAAUAUUUUAGUUUACAUGUAUAAAACUGUAAUAUAAAUAUGUUUUAAAUGCAAAAGAAAUUAAAUUAUUUUUCAAAAACAUGACAUGAUGGCCAUCUUGGAAAAUGGUGGUGGUUACAUGCUUUUUAUGAUUUUUGAUGUAACAUGAAAAAAAGGGAAGCGAUUUUGUUCAUAUUUUAUAUUGGAAUACUAUAAGCAUGUAACAUUAUCUUUUGACGGUUUGCCUAGAAGUUGGCCAUUUUAAAAAUGGCUGCCAUUUUUAUGUGUGUUAUUCAACAUUUUUUUGCUAUAACUGGAAAAGAAGUAAAGUGAAUUUAUUGAAAUUUUAUGUGUUCAUAUUUGGAAGCAUAUUACACUUUCUUAUGA